CUGUGUUAUUGCUGUUGAUGCAGUCCAGCAGCUGAGCUCGCGGCUGCAGAAAUAUACGUAUCUUUGAAGAUUAAGCACCAUCGGAGUUUCGGGGCCAGAUGAUCGUCAUCCAGUAAACACAAAGCAGCCAGAACUUCUGAUUCCUUGUUGUUUACUCGAUUUUACAAGGAUAACUCUGCCCUGACCCCAAUCGCCGAGGCCUUCGGGGUAGAAAAAUGUCAAACAUCGAUUACAAGAGUGCCGAUUUCUAUAAUAACAUCUUGAAUGGCUGUAGCAUAGCUCCAUUUUGCAACAACUCCCAGUUGAUUUUUCACAGCAUGAAUAAUGGCACCGAGUUCCUAGACGAUGGAUCCCCCUGGCUGAGAGUCCUCAUCCCGGUGGUGUACUUUAUUGUGGCUACAGCUGGAGUGCUGGGCAACUUGUUGGUCAUGCUUUUGCUUUAUUCCACCCAUACCAUCACCACAGGCACCAUCAAUUUCUUUGUUUUCAACCUGGCCCUGGCUGACUUGCUCUUUUCCCUGGCCUUACCCUUUUGGGCCGUGGAUAUCGCCCUGGACUACAGCUGGCCCUUUGGUUUGGCCACGUGCAAGGCUGUGUCCUUACUCACAGGACUGAACGUUUUUGCCAGCUGCUUUUUCCUGACGGCCAUGAGCCUGACUCGAUACUGCUACGUCGCAACAGCUCUGAAACCCAGCUCCUCCUUGUGCAACAGAUCGUGCACUUUCCCAGUGGCCACGGCUUUAAUCUGGGCCGGGGCGCUGAUCGCAGCCGCGCCUCGAGCCGUGUUUGCAGACCUCAUAAACGUGGGCAACGACACUACGUGCCUGCUCCGCUUCCCGGAUGGGACGGCCUGGCUCGGGAUAAACCAGCUCGUCCGAGUGGUGCUUGGAUUUUUGCUUCCGUACGCCAUCAUCACCCUGUCCUACCUGCGUCUGCUGCGCUUUCUCUGUAGACACAAGCUAAAAGGCGGCAACAACUCUCGGCGAAAAGCCGACAUAUCAAAGUCCGUUGCAGUGGUGGUGCUGUCAUUCUGCGCCUGCUGGUUCCCGUACAACGUCCUCACUCUCUGGAGUGUCCUGAUCCAACUAGACAUCCUCGACAUCAGCAAAUCCUUCUACUCGGCCCAGACGUACUUCUUCCCCCUGGCCAACUGUUUGGCAUUCACCAGCAGCUGUUUCAACCCUGUCAUCUACUGCUUGGUCAGGAAAGAAUACCGCGCCGCUCUGCGUAAUGUGCUCUUCAAAUUAAACAUGGCCGUUAAGUCAAAGGUUCCCUACGCUAUAAACACCGAGGAGGGGUCGGGGCAAGCAGGGCAGUUCGCGAUUCCACUCAACAACAUGUACAGUCAGACGUCCCAUAGUGACACGCGGAUGUACAAACCUCUGGCAACACUUCCAACGGUGGCGUCUCAUCCCUAAAACCUCAACACGUUGGCUCGUUUCAUGAAACGCAAACAGCACGGGCGUCAUCUGUUUCCUGCAUGACGCGUGCUCUUCAUGGACUCUAAAGCGGAGUGCUAAAACAUUUAGCAUGAUUUAAAAUAUCAGUUAAUUCAUCUGGCACGAUAGAAUCCGAGCACCUUGUGUAAUUUCUCUUUUUCAACAAGAAUAUGGUGUGAAACGUUCGAGGGCCUGUGUAGAAAUGGUUAACGCUGCCUCGGCAGUGAAUUUACUCUCAGAUAGUGGAUGUCUUGUUGGGAGAUCUUUUUGUCGUUUUCAGGAAAAAUCUAAAAAGAAACUGAAAAAAGUGAUAAAAAUUUUUUGGGGAGGGAUUAUUUUUCUCUUGUUUCUCCAAAAAAAAAGUAUAAUUGUUUACAUGUUGGAGAAAUGCUCUAAUGUUCUCAUUUAAAUGUAAUAUUCUAUAACAGGACACAUGAGUGGUGAAUGUCUUUUUAGUUAAAUAAAGACUUUUAAAGUAAUUGGUCACUUUCACUCUGGAAACUGUAUUAUUAUAAUUGCUACUGUUGUUAAUGGUAUUAUUUUACUCCUAAUUUUACUUAGUAUGUGCUUUUAGUUAUUAGUGGAAUUGCUUUAAUAUUUUUUUUUCUUUUUGACACUAACUGAAAUCCAUACAUUCGUUUCUGUAUUGUUAUUAUUGGAAACUACACUUAUUUUGUGUUCCGGGACUCCAGUUCACCACUAGGUGGCAGUAGAGUUCUGCUCACAAGGGUUUGUUCUUUUUAAGGCAAACUGUUCUCAGCCGACAUGUUAAUAAAUGUAAGAACACUGUUUAUAAAUCAGAGAUUUUCAUCUGAAUAAUGAAGAAGUUUGUAAAUAUGUUUGCCACUCACAUCAUAAUAAAGAUUGAAAGCAUCUAACGAUA
Messenger RNA from Nothobranchius furzeri (turquoise killifish), 2322 nucleotides. RefSeq names its product relaxin-3 receptor 1-like. Gene Ontology annotation, cellular component: membrane; external side of plasma membrane. Gene Ontology annotation, biological process: immune response; calcium-mediated signaling; positive regulation of cytosolic calcium ion concentration. The record is from RefSeq and is a predicted model, not a curated record. Lineage: Eukaryota; Metazoa; Chordata; Actinopteri; Cyprinodontiformes; Nothobranchiidae. Gene Ontology annotation, molecular function: C-C chemokine binding; C-C chemokine receptor activity.